AUGUCCAGGAAUUCGCCAUCAGAGGCUGAGGUAGUGGAUUCAGUCACCAGCGUCAACCCGCGUGGCGAUAGCGAUAUACAAAGCACCUCGAUGAACGUAGGAGAUGAUUUGCCUUCUGUCCAUCAGACCUCGGCGUGCAAAUGCCAGCCUGAAACGGACACCACCAAGAACAUAAUUAUAUGCAUCGAUGGGACUGCAAGCCGACUUGGGCUUGAGCGUACCGCAGUCCUUGAUCUCUACAGACACAUCAAAAAGAAUGGUCACGAAGAACGACAGAUUGCGUUCUAUCACAAUGGCAUGGGCACUGUACCGGCUCUACCAUCCUGGCGCUCGUUUGAAUAUUGGAAACAAAUAUUGAACAGCAAGAUAGAUCUGGCCAUUGGCUGGGAUUUUCAUAAAACCAUCCAACAGGCUUACAUCUGGUUGUCUAAUAACUACGUGGACGGAGACCGUGUAUACUUAUUUGGUUUCUCACGAGGUGCAUAUCAAGUUCGAGUGCUUGCGGCAAUAAUCGCAUCACUUGGAGUCCCCUUCCCAAAUAACGAGGCACAAGUGCCGAUCGCAUACCAGCUCUAUAUCAACAUGCAUGCGAAGCAUCAACCAGAUGCAAUGAUUUUGACGACCCUCUUCAAAGAAACGUUCGCCUCCAGGACUGUACCAGUGCACUUCUUGGGGGCCUGGGAUUCCGUGUCCUCGAUUGGAUUACGGGCAAACGGCCCACCAAUCGCUCCUGACUCUAUGAAUAACAUCUGUUUUUUCCGUCACGCUCUUGCAUUAGAUGAGCGUCGAGUCAAAUUUAUGCCAACGUACGCGCAAGGGCCUUACCCACGAGCAGACCAUGCACGCUCAAUGCAGAUCAAAGAAGUUUGGUUUCCAGGAACCCACAGAGACAUGGGGAUCAGAACACCGGACAACCUUCUUGCAGAUUUGUCUUUUCGCUGGAUGCACAGCGAAGCCGCGCAUUGUGGCCUGCGUUUGCAGUGGAUCGACCCUAUCGAGGGCCCCCUGGCAUUGCCUGAGGAUUCGAUGAAGCAUAUGUGGAGGUUGAUGGAGCUCCUUCCAAUCCGACGCCUGGCAUAUAAAGGUGAUAAGACAACAUUGAUACCAAACUAUGCACGAGGCCGACCUGUAUUUCCCGGGCAGAUGAUCCACUCCCGUGUGGCUGACAUGGGCCCCAUGUAUGAUCCGCGAGCACAAGGUUUAGAUAUAGCUCGAAUCCGCGACAAAAGGAGAACAGCAGCAAUUGAUGAAUUAUGGGACUCAAGUGACUUGAUGCGUGUUCGAUCUUAAUAUGGUUUUUCAAAGCUCAUCCGUCAGGAAUCGUCGAGAAUUCAUGACCUUGUAAACUUCUACAUGAUGCAUCUAUUCCGUCUAACUUCCGCCCCGCUCCUGGGUACGCAAUUUCUCUGAUUCAGAAUUAUUCUCGUAUCCAGGAUGUCGAUAACACGAUUGUUUUUGUCCGUAUGAGCUUCGGGAGCAAAAGAAUAGCAACAUAGCAAAACAUAGCAAGUGAUAGCGUGCGCGAAUACCAAUGUACAGUUUACGGGUGCGUUACCCUCCGUCGGUGAGGAGUAAAACAGAACAUGAAUCAGGACAGACUAUAACGAGGCGAGAAGAGAUUGGACCCAUGGAUUUCCAUCAAUGCGUGGCUGAAUCUCAGCGAAGCACGUUUUGAGUUCUUCUAACUGGGCUUGUGGUGACAGUUCAUCGGACAUGAUUACAUCCUCGCCGUCGUCCAUGGAUGAAGACGAAGUACGUGAAGCCCAGGUCUUAAGUAGAUCUUCAACUAUCUUGAUGCCUUCUUCUGUGACCUCUGGUGAGAAAUCUCCAUCUUUUGACGACUCAUCGACUUUGAAGUCCUCAAGCUCAUCGGCCGUGCGCCGCGCAAGCUUGACUACGGAUUCCGGGAAAUUAGCCAGCUCCGCCACAUGAAUACCGAAACUUUGAUCGCUGACACCGGGUUCGACUUUGUACAGCAACGUGAUGUCCUUCUCUUUCGAUGUCUCGGAAGAGUCGG
Molecule: messenger RNA, 2017 nt
Organism: Heterobasidion irregulare TC 32-1
Lineage: Eukaryota; Fungi; Basidiomycota; Agaricomycetes; Russulales; Bondarzewiaceae
Exons: 13
Coding region: 1-1290 (429 amino acids)
Source: RefSeq, a predicted model, not a curated record